CUUCGUUUCAGGAGGCUGUCCUUGGCUAACCGAGCUAGCCACGACAAGAUAGAAUAAACAAACAAUUUAAAUCCUCUGCAUUAGGUCUUUGUGAAGUUGUCGGUUAUGUAUGGGAUGCCACUGACUGUCUGUGUCCUGUGACUGUGUGGCCUCCUGCCCGCUUCAUGUAAGAGUUGAUCAUCGGGCUCAUGUCAGUCAGUGAAGGUGAAGAGGGGGGUCUGUUUCGGGCUGCCCCAAGCGAUAACUCACAAGACCUGCUCGACAACCCCACUAAGACAGUGGCCACAGGGAGCACACCUGAGGAUCAGGCUUCACCUGUGGUGGACGAAGCUUCUCCUUCUUCAGCGUCCUCUUUCGAGAUGCUUGACAUGGAGUCAGCUCAUGCUCCUUACCAAGAAGUGCAGCCUCACUGGUUCUUCUGUCGACGUGCUGAUGACAACACCUCCUGGCUUCCUUUCAGCAGAGAAGACUCUGACAAACUAGAGAAUGCCUUCACCAACAUCAGCGACGAGGGCGAGGAGGAUACGGUGGUAGCUGUGGAAGGGCAACGGUAUGAUGUACAUGUCAAGGAAAGGAAGCGUUACGCUGUGUAUUGGGAGCAAGCUCCCUCUGAGGUCCGCAGAUGCACCUGGUUUUACAAAGGAGAUAAAGACACCAGAUUCAUGCCUUAUCCUGAAGAUUUCAGCAAGGAUCUGGAGGAAGCCUAUAGGAAAUCAGUGACUUCAGAUGAAUGGAAGAAGAAAUUGGAUUUUCCCACUGGAGAGACUGUCAUCUUACACAAUCCGAAGUUGAUAAUGCAGUAUCAGCCAAUAGGAUUGCAGGAUGACUGGGUAUCCUCCCCCACAGAACAUACCCGGCCAAGAACUGUCAAAAGGGGAGUAGACAACAUCUCUGUAGAAAUACCUGAUGGUGAACCAGAAAAGGUGGACCAUGUUGUCUUCAUGGUGCACGGCAUUGGCCCUGCGUGCGACUUACGUUUCCGAUCCAUCAUACAGUGUGUGAAUGACUUCAGGAGCGUUUCCCUAUCCCUCCUGGCCUCUCAUUAUAAGCGUGCUCAGCAGGAAGGUCAGGUGGGCCGAGUAGAGUUCCUCCCAGUCAACUGGCACAGUGCUCUACACGGAGAUGCCACUGGUGUUGAUGAGGACAUCCAGAGGAUCACUCUCCCCAGCAUCAGCAGGCUGAGACAUUUCACCAAUGACACUCUGCUGGACUUGUUUUUCUAUAACAGCCCCACUUACUGCCAGACCAUAGUGGACACAGUGGCCUCGGAGUUUAACAGGCUACAUGUACUCUUUAAGCAGAGACACCCAGAGUUCAGUGGGACAGUUUCAGUAGUAGGCCAUAGCCUGGGUUCACUGAUCCUGUUUGAUCUGCUAACCAAUCAGAGGGAUGAAUCACAAGCUAGACAAGGGAUCUCUGGUGAGCCCUGUCAUCUGAACUGCAACACACUGGAGCAGACUCUGAACAGACUGGGCCUACAGCAAUAUCUGGAUGUGCUGCAGAACGAAAACCUGGAUCUUGAAUCUCUGGCUCUUUGCCGUGACAGUGAUCUUAAAGAUUUGGGAAUUCCUCUUGGACCUAGGAAGAAGAUCCUGAAUUAUGUCAGAAGGAAAUGGCUUCCAGAGGACUGCAGGAUGGGAGCAGUGUGUCAGGCACAAGGGCCACAACUUCAGCCUGAAGUGACAAGUACUCAGGAUGGCAACGAGUCUUCAGGAUUACCACCUCAGCAGUUCCACUUGCACAGGCCGCAGUCUGUCACUAGUGCUGUGGACUAUGAGUACUUCGAUGUGGGCAUUGGACAGACCAAUGGAGGCAUAGCCAAGGGACAGGUAUCCAUUGAUUACCCGCAGCUUGAAUUCCACCCUCAGACGUUUUUUGCAUUCGGUUCUCCAAUUGGUAUGUUUCUGACUGUACGUGGGCUUAAACGCAUCGAUCCAAACUACACCUUCCCCACCUGCAAGAGCUUUUACAACAUCUACCACCCAUAUGAUCCUGUUGCCUAUCGGAUAGAGCCCAUGAUUGUUUCCGAGGUGGACCUGGAGCCCAUGCUAAUCCCUCACCAUAAAGGCCGCAAGAGGAUGCACCUGGAACUAAAGGACAGCUUGACCCGAAUGAGCAUGGAUUUGAAGAACAAUGUUCUGGGAUCAUUACGGACUGCGUGGCAGUCCUUUGCCAGACUGCCGGUUGCUGCACUGCCUCCGGGGGAAGGAGGAGAAACUACAACAGCGAAAACCCUUGAGGAGACGCAGGCCUCAGCGGCAGUCACUGCUUCUACUAAGAGGGAAGACAAAGGGGCUAAUUUUUGGACUAAAAUACUGGCGUGGUCCAGUGCCAUUCAUAGGCAUUACUUUCGAGGAGGGUUUGAUGAGGCAGAGUCCUCAGAGUCAGUGGAAGAAAGGGAGCACCGCGAGAUUAAAAUGGGGAUGUUAAAUGGAGGUCGACGCAUCGACUAUGUGCUUCAGGAGAAACCCAUUGAGAGCUUCAACGAGUACCUGUUUGCCAUCCAGUCUCAUCUGUGUUACUGGGAAUCGGAGGAUACAGCUCUACUGCUGCUGAAGGAGAUUUACGACAACCUAGGUGUGGCUAUCGAACAGCCACAACAGUAGGAAAGUUGUAUAAAUGAAGAAAUGUUUGCCUGAUUUUAGGAAAAUGAAGGACAACUGAUAAAGCCAGAGUUUGUACAUUAUUUUUCCAGAAUGCCUUACUGUCGGGAUGAUACAUGCCUGCCAGAAUCUAUCCAAACCCUUCAGUAGUGACAGUUUGACUCCAGUCAGGUGAUCUAGGUUCACAUAUUUUGGUUAACCUUAAUUUAGGAUGGCAGCUGCUUCUUGCCACUACAGGAAGCACUGUCGUGCUUCUGGUUGCACUAUUUUUAAUCAUUCUUUACUUUACUCUUCUUUUACUUCAAGUUGCUGAGUUACUGAAAUAUUGUGCUUACAACUACCAGAAAACGCACACAAUACCUUUGUACUUGUUUGUCGUCGUAUGUCGAACUAGAACUCAUUUUCAGGUGGCACUUUCAACAAAAACAUAUUUACGAUUUCAUUCAUAAAAUCAAAAUAGCACAUAUUCUUUUAUAUUUAUUUAUAGUCUGUAAAAAGAUUAUAGAUUUCCCAACUCUGUGCACAGUCUGCAAUCACACAUGUAGAGUUGUUUUGUCUGACUUAAUAGGAUCUUUGCUUUAUAAACAGGAAAAUGAAAGUUUAUGUUUUGUCUGUUACGUUUUUCUGGCAGCUCUAUUCUCUCUGCCCACAUCAGAGACACCUGAAACCCAAAGCUGCUUUCCCAUACAUUUGUGCAGUGUUUUGGUAAUGUUGGUGUCACUCCUGUUACUUCACAAACAUACUGCUGUUAAUGUAAGUAAUGUUUGUGUCUAACACAUGUAUCUGUAUGAAGGAACCAUGAUGAUGUUUGGAAAUGCAGGUGUCUUUUUGUAUGCACUCUAAGUGUGGGUUGGUAUUCUAUGUUUUAAGAUUGUGUAAACUAAUGGAAAGGUCACAUUCACCCACUCUCCCUCAGUUUUGUACCAUUUCCUCUUUACCACUUUGUUGCUUCUUUGCAUUUGGCCCAGCAAUGCAUCGUCUGUCCUAAAAUAUAGUUGCUUCGGAUUCAGACUACAGUCUUUGUGCACUUGUAACUUUGGCGUUAUCCACGGGUCAGAUUUUUCUUAUUUCCUUCUUUGUACUGAAGUUUUGUAAAUCACCCUUUCUGUUUGCACUGCAUGCACUUCUUUUUUAAAAUAGCACAGAGUUUUGCAACAUAUUCUGAUCCUGUUUCAAUUCUUACGCCCUAAAAUGUUAAUGAAUAUUAUGCACACGGCAAAAGAAUUUUGUUGUGAAAUUCAUAAGAAUUUCAUUUCAAGUACAAGAUGUAUUCAAUGUAUUUAAGAUGUUUCAUAUGUAUUUAUUUUAUAUAAAAAUAUAUAUUUGUUGGGAAAUAUCAGUAUUAUAAGUAAGAUAAAUUUGCAUAUCAACCAACAUAAUGUCAAGACUAAUGAGUUAGAAACUGUGUGUGUUAGAUUAAUUUACCUUUGUAAGACUCUUUUGUUAUCACUAUCAGGGUAGCACAGCCCUCUGCAUGUGACAUUUGCACAAAUAAUGAAUUAACCUGCUCAGCUGGUUCUUUUUCUUCUUUUAGAAAUGCACUAAAUGGACCGUAACCAUGACGAUGUUCUGUGGAACCUAAUGAUUGUCUGUAAAUUUCACUUUAUAAACCACAGCCAUGAUAAACAGUAGAAAACAGGACUUAAUAUUACAUGAGUCUUCUUCAAAACCAUAACCAUUGUUUUGGGCACUUUAUACUGAUAUACUGUUAUAUACCAAAUACAAAAAAAAUCCUUUCUGAUACCCUGUAAAUGUGGUUACAUGUUUUGUGUGCCAUAAUAAAAUAUUCCAA
Molecule: messenger RNA, 4395 nt
Organism: Pelmatolapia mariae (spotted tilapia)
Lineage: Eukaryota; Metazoa; Chordata; Actinopteri; Cichliformes; Cichlidae
Gene: ddhd2
Product: DDHD domain containing 2
Exons: 20
Coding region: 189-2606 (805 amino acids)
Cellular component (GO): COPII-coated ER to Golgi transport vesicle; cytoplasm
Molecular function (GO): glycerophospholipase activity; protein binding; triacylglycerol lipase activity
Source: RefSeq, a predicted model, not a curated record